UCUGAUUGGCUGAGUUUGCCUGUGUAGGCGGGGCUUCCGCCUCGACUUUACUAUGCUGGUGGAGCUUCUGCUACAGACGGAGCGCAAAUGUUUUCUGAAGCCUUUGUUUGUUUUAUAGAAGGUUUACACGGCAGAUGAGGCUGAGCAGAGUCGAAGAAUACAACAGAAAAACAACCCCAGCCGCCAGAAUGAGUUUUUAAAUCGAUAAGAGCCACAUAUCCUGGACGGAGCAUCGGACACUCUCGCUUCACCUCCUUCCCCCUCCUCCUCCUGUGAGAAUCUGAUACGCUUGUUCACUACCCCGACAGCCAGCAGCUCACUGUCCCCCCCAAAGAGAGACAGUGGAGGACACGCAUCCACGAACACUGCUGCAGAAUUCCACUCAUGCAUAGAGACAGAGCUCACCAGACCUAGAAAUAACCACCAUGGAUACACUGGAGAGCUUAUCAGACACACAGAUGGAGGACUUCCUGUCUGGACGCUCCUCCCUGACCCUCACGGUUGGACUCGGUGCCCACACCAUGCAUGUGCAGCUGCAGCUGUCCGCGCAGGAUGUGAAGAAGCUGCAGCAGGACAGGGAUUCAAUGCCUCUUUGUGGCUCUGAACACAGAACCGACACUCCGGCAUCUGGCAGCGACCAUUCUCCCUGCAGAAGAUCCAGUACCUCACAGACUUCCUCUCCGGCUUUGCUCCAAACUGACCUCACAUCCUCUAUCCAGUGUACUCAGAGACUCAAUCGUUCCUUGAAUCCACCAGAUCGAACCCCACCUGGGAGCCUUCAUGGUCCCUCGUCUGAAUUUCAGUCCUGUUCCGCACCCUCACUUCCUUCACUGGUUCCAUUCGCCAGCUGCCUGGUAGGAAGCGCUCCAGUCUGCUCUGCUGGACUCGGCGGCUCGGACCCAAGACCUCAGAGCCCUAGACCGGCCUCCACAGUGUCUGAGGUCAGCCAGGUGGGCGUUAAUGGAAAGGAGUCACAGUCGGGGGCAGUCAUAGAAACCUUAGUGAAUGAUUGUCCAGGUGUCGUCUCUGGGACUUUCUCAGGGACUCUGUCAUCCUGCAGUCAGAGUCAUCCUCGACGUGGCGUUGCCAUCAUUCUUCAAAUCCUCAACGAUCUCCUCAUAGCAGCCCACCGACACCAGAGGGCUCUAACUCCUCCUUUUCCUCCCAACCCUGCAGUCGGCCAACUCGCCACAGAGGAGGCCCACAAGAAAAGAAAGAAGCUGUCGGCAAAGCAGAGGAUGUGGCAUCAUGGAGCUGAAAGCCGGCCUCUUAACUCUCUAACAGAAGAAAAUCAAACCAUGCAUUGUAAGCUAGAACGCCUCCAGCUUUUGAUGCGCCAGAGGCGUCUCCGCAGAAGGACUCGCCGGAACUCACAUCUCAACCAAACUACUUGUUGGUAUCCACAUCACCGGUCCUAACCUCCUCGAUAGAGGAGAUCCUCACACUGUGCUGAGCUCAAAUAUGGAGGCCGUUUAAUGUCACACAUUUCUGUCUCUGCUCCAAUAAUUCCCAAUGUGUGUCUCUGUAUGUAACCCUAGGCUGGAAAAAUGUUUUAAAAACUGACGUGAAAAUUCAUUUUUAGGCCUUUUGAGGCUUUGGAAAUAAUCUAGAAAGUGUUUUCUAGACAUAGAAUCUCAGUAAAACUACAGCUGUUGUGUCUUUGUGGGUUUGAAGUAAAGCCUUAGAAUAGUUGUUGUCUGGUUUCUCUAAAAUAAUCUGUUUUGUGUCCAACAACUCAUAGUAUUAGAGUCCACACAAAUGUUGACUGCCUCCACCUUUUUUAUGUAAGAAGUUUACAACUGUGUCUAAAAAAGAAAAAUAACUUUUGUGUUUAUGCAUUUUUUAUGCCAUUGCCUUAAAUGUUUCUGUUUUAAUGUACAAUGUGUGUUUUCUCUGGCUAUCCCUUUAAAACGAUCUAAAUAUUCAAAAGUAGACAAAGAAUAAAUAAAAAAUUGAACUUUUUAGACUCCAUUUCAGUAGGGGAAGAAAUAAACCUGUUCACAAGAUUUUUAUAAACUGAAUUGGACAUUCAAAUGGUUUCAAAGGAUUCAAAGCUGUUUUGAAUUUGAGAAGCUUUAUCCUUAUUCUUUUAAGGAAAAAAGUCUUGGUUUGCAGUUGGCAACUGUUUUGUUGUCUUGUUUCUGGCUAUAAAAAAGCACUUUGGCACAGGUUAGGAUGCCGUGUUAGAUUGCUUUACAUCUGUGUACUUGUUUGGGAAUGCAGGCAAAUUCAUCACUCAUCUAAUGGGUGGAAGACAUGCAUAAACAUGUAGCUUUUAUGUGAAUAUGAGGAAAAGUGCUUUUUUAGCUAUCUAAAAUUGUUUAGAUUCUUGUUUUAUAAAAAGAGCACACAAAAUCUUCAAUGAAAUAAAUGUAGCCUAUGACUAUGAUGUACAAAAUAUCCAAAACACUUAAUAAAACAGUCAGAAAAUGCUGCAAA
Molecule: messenger RNA, 2439 nt
Organism: Oryzias melastigma (Indian medaka)
Lineage: Eukaryota; Metazoa; Chordata; Actinopteri; Beloniformes; Adrianichthyidae
Product: midnolin
Exons: 6
Coding region: 426-1418 (330 amino acids)
Cellular component (GO): nucleus
Source: RefSeq, a predicted model, not a curated record